This is a messenger RNA of Harmonia axyridis, 2312 nucleotides long. It is a transcript of the gene Nrk, whose product is annotated as tyrosine-protein kinase transmembrane receptor Ror2. Bases 283 to 2193 code for a protein of 636 amino acids. Gene Ontology annotation, molecular function: transmembrane receptor protein tyrosine kinase activity; protein binding; ATP binding. Gene Ontology annotation, cellular component: signaling receptor complex. The transcript is spliced from 6 exons. Lineage: Eukaryota; Metazoa; Arthropoda; Insecta; Coleoptera; Coccinellidae. Gene Ontology annotation, biological process: protein phosphorylation; cell surface receptor protein tyrosine kinase signaling pathway; multicellular organism development. The record is from RefSeq and is a predicted model, not a curated record.
ACAGAGGUCUCUUUCUCAGUUGUCAAACACCCUAAAUACCGUUUUUGCUUCAUUAAGGUGGCGUUUACUUGAUCUAUUCGACAACCCUCAAUUUGUUAUUGUUUUUUGGUGUAAUGUUUCCUUCUAUUACACUAUAAUGAAAAUUUUUGGGUUUAUCCUCAAUAUGAAAUCUGUUUCAAUUAAUCCUGCAAAGGUUGUUUCUGCAGAAUGAUUAAAUAAGCAACUGUUUCCAUUGAUAAGGCAACUUUUAAAGACUUAUCUUGAAAAUUGGAAUGUUCUCUAAUGGAUAUUAUGUAUAUUGCUUUCAUUUUGAUAGUAAUAAUAAUUCAGUCUUCCUGUGAAAAAUAUGAUGGUCAUUGUGGCUUUUAUUAUGGAAAAAUUUGUAAGAAAUACAUUGAUGACCUUAAAAUGGUCUAUUACAACACCUCUAUGUACAACGAAGAGAUUACAGUUGGACUUUGGGAUGAAAUGAUCAUAACAUUCAAGGAACCAUGCCGUAGUGCGGCAGAGGUCUUCAUUUGUGCAUAUGCAUUCCCGGAAUGUGGUAUUUCAGGACCACUUCCAUUAUGUUACGAAGACUGCAUUGCUGUAAAGCAAUUAUUUUGUUACAAAGAGUGGGCUAUUAUCGAGGACAAAAAGGAGAAAGGGGUAUUUUUCCAGUCCAGAGGACAUUUCAGAUUACCAGACUGCCAAAAAUUGCCAAAGUAUAAAGUGAUCAACGAUACCAAAACAUGUGCUUAUACAGGUCUUACUGAAAUGAAGAAAAAUGAAGUCACACAUGAUUGUAUUAAAGGAAGAGGUCGUUUUUAUCAAGGAAAAGUUAAUAUAACGGAGAAAGGAGCUUUUUGCCAAAGAUGGGAUUCACAAUUUCCCCAUAAUCAUGAUUCUCCACCAAAUGUUUUUCCAGAAAUGGAAAAUGCUGAAAAUUAUUGCAGAAACGCAGGUGGUGAAGAAGUAAGGCCAUGGUGUUACACUUCUAACCAUUCACGGAGAUGGGAAUAUUGUGAUAUUCCAAGAUGUCCAAAUUCUGGUCUUAUUGAAAAAGAGGAGAUAAGCAUUACAAUGGAUGACCUAACACCAACAAAACUAAUCUUAAUAUCUGUCGGUGGCUUGUUAGUUAUACUUAUUAUAAUGCUUAUGGUUCUACUGUGCCAUUGUAUGCAUAAACGGUUUCUUGGUUAUAAUCCAGCGGUGGCAACUGAAGUUGAUAUCGAUCUUAAUAAGUUGCCCAGCAACAUGGCUUAUCACAGGCAUGGGACUACCUUGAAUCCUAAACUAGAAAGACUUGAAUUUCCACGCAACGAUAUUAUAUACAUAAGAGAUCUGGGCCAAGGUGCUUUCGGAAGAGUAUUCCAAGCUAAAGCACCUGGAUUGGUUAAUGGUGAAGACUUCACAAUAGUAGCAGUGAAAAUGUUGAAGGAUGAUGCAUCUGAAGAUAUGCAAGAUGAUUUUGAAAAAGAAGCUUGCCUAUUGGCUGAAUUUGACCAUCCAAAUAUAGUAAAGCUUCUUGGAGUUUGUGCUAUGGGUAGACCUAUGUGUUUAUUAUUCGAAUAUAUGGGAAAAGGAGAUCUGAAUGAAUUUUUGAGGCAAUGUUCCCCUUCCAAAUACAUGGUAAGAAAUGCUGUGGAUAGCGAAUUUGAAAACAAAGAGGUAUUCAAAGAUAACCAACUAUCACACCUAGACUUACUCAAUGUUGCUCUACAAAUAGCUUCUGGUAUGGUGUACCUUUCUGAUAGAAAAUUUGUGCAUCGUGAUUUGGCAACUAGAAAUUGUUUGAUUAACGAUAAUAUGGUUGUUAAAAUUGCUGAUUUUGGAUUGUCUCAAAAAAUUUACUUACAGGAUUACUAUAAGGGCAGCGAAAGAGAUGCAAUCCCAGUGAGGUGGAUGCCGUUAGAAAGUAUUUUGUAUAACAAGUACACACCUGAGUCUGAUGUAUGGGCAUUCGGAGUAUGUUUGUGGGAAAUUUUCUCUUUUGCAUUACAGCCUUAUUUCGGAAUGACACACGAAGAGGUAGUGAAAUUCUUGAAGGCUGGAGAGGUUCUGUUGAGUCCUGAAAACACUCCUGCUCCAAUUUACGAUGUUAUGAAGCAAUGCUGGGCCCAAAAACCUUCCGAGAGACCCAGUUUCAGAGCUAUACAUCAGUCUUUGACUACCAUUCACACAAACAUGUUGUCCCAACCAAUAAUGACAUAAAAUAUUUUUUUGUGAUAUAUAUUAUAUACAUACCGUUUUUUAUGUGAGUGAAUGAAAGUAUGGGUGAAUUGUAUUGAUUUUUUUCUAUAUGUGACUGAAUAAACUUCUAAAAAUUCAAA